CACCAGAUCGGACAUGGGUUCAAACAUGAUUGCCGCCGUUGUCAGGGCUCCCGGCCCGCCCUCUGUCCUGGCCAUUGAGCGUCUGCCCAUUCCCUCUCCUGGCCCUGGCGAUGUGCUGAUCCGCGUGCGCGCCGCGGGGCUCAACCGGAGCGAGAUGUUCACCCGUCAAGGCCACUCACCGAGCGUGACGUUCCCACGCGUGCUGGGCAUCGAGGCGGUGGGGACCGUCGAGACAUGUCCGUCUGGCAAGCUGGCCAAGGGCGCUGUUGUGGCCACAGCCAUGGGCGGUCUCGGUCGCGCCUUCGAUGGGGGCUAUGCGCAGUACACUUGCGUGCCCGUCACCAGUGCCCAGGUCAUCUACACCGCCGAGGAAGUGUCCAGCGGGCGCGAUGCCGACGGGACACCCCUCCUACCCUGGCCUACUCUCGGUGCGAUGCCAGAGAUGCUACAGACGGCCCGUGGCUGCCUGACAAAGGGCCUGCAGCUCAAAGCAGGCGACAGGCUCCUGAUCCGCGGUGGCACCUCCAGCAUCGGCUUGACGGCCGCGGCCCUUGCCCGUGACAUGGGUGCGACGGUGUGGUCGACGACACGCUCUGAUACGCGCAGCGAGGUGCUGAAGCGUAACGGGGCCGAGCAUGUCGUUAUUGAUUCAGGUCACGUUGCCGAGCAGGUCAAGGGCGCCGACAUCAACAAGUGCCUCGAGCUGAUUGGAACAAAGACGCUCAUCGACUCGCUCCAUGCAGUGCGCUGUCCCGGAGGGAUCGUAUGCAUGGCAGGCAUUCUGGGCAACAGCUGGACGCUGAAGGACUUCAAUCCGACAGCGUCGAUUCCAUCGGGCGUCUUUCUGACCGGGUAUGCCGGCAGCACAAACGACUUCAUGGACACGCCCCUGGCCAAGAUCGCUCGUGAGAUUGCCGCGGGACGCAUGCGACUGGAAGUGGGCGCGACUAUGCCGAUCCAGGACAUCGUCAAGGCCCACACGCUGAUGGAGGAGAACAGAGCAAAUGGCAAGAUUGUCAUGCUGCUAGAUUGAGCGGUCCGCCCAGCGCAUCUUUUCGCCUUGGCUUUCUGUACAAGUUGGUGACAGAGGCAACGGACGUGACUACAAUGACGCGUGGAUACACUGCUAUGGUUCACCAGAGCGCGCGGUACAUGCUGCCGUGGUCAAUUCGCAUUGCCGUGUCCUCGACUAGCAUGUAGCGGCGAGCAUUCACUGCUGCACGGCCAAAUUCUAACCGGAACCCUCGGUGGGGUCGCAUGCCACGUGGG
Acaromyces ingoldii is the source of this 1269-nucleotide messenger RNA. Its product is annotated as GroES-like protein. Bases 26 to 1033 code for a protein of 335 amino acids. Lineage: Eukaryota; Fungi; Basidiomycota; Exobasidiomycetes; Exobasidiales; Cryptobasidiaceae. The transcript has a single exon. The record is from RefSeq and is a predicted model, not a curated record. Gene Ontology annotation, molecular function: oxidoreductase activity.